This is a messenger RNA of Stereum hirsutum FP-91666 SS1, 891 nucleotides long. RefSeq lists its product as uncharacterized. The coding region runs from base 1 to 891 and encodes 296 amino acids. Gene Ontology annotation, molecular function: protein binding. The record is from RefSeq and is a predicted model, not a curated record. Lineage: Eukaryota; Fungi; Basidiomycota; Agaricomycetes; Russulales; Stereaceae. The transcript has 5 exons.
AUGGCCUCCACUGCCCAACUCGCAAAGGAAAAGGGUAACAAUGCGUACAAGGCUCAGGACUUUGAAACUGCGCGACAGUGCUAUAGUCGAGCCAUGGAGCUGGAUCCUAGCGACUUCGUAUGGUCCGAGGCAGAAUUUGACGCGUCUAAGACUCUGGAACUCAAGCCGGGAGAUAUGAAGGCGUUUUGGAGGAGAAGUAUCGCACGAAGGGAGCUGGGUGAUUAUCCAGGGGCACGUCAAGACAUGAAAUCGCACGUUGACGCAGGUGGAAAACUCAAGGAUUUAGUCGAGGAGAACGCAAAGACCGCUGCGAUAGAGGUGGCCACCAUGCUAGCAUCUACGUCCGGGGGCUCCUCGCUACCGGAUGGCCUCGGCAUGCGAGAUUCACCGGGCAAGAGCAUCGGCAUGUUUGCCACUCGUGCGUAUCAACGUGGAGAACUCAUACUCGCCGAACAUCCUCUCUAUAUCGUCACCCGCACCUCCUAUACUCAAAUAUUAUCCGCCGUAUCUAAUCUUCCCCCAAUCAAGAGCGAGAAUCGAAGGGCAGAGAUCAUGAGGCUAUGGCGCCGUUUAUACGAGGUUUUCCCUCCACAGCCAUUUCAAGAGCUUAUACAGACCAUCGUGCGCGCGGUUCGCCUGAUGGAGGAGGAAGGUUAUUUAGCUGAUAUGAUUGACUUCACGAACCACGCCGCUCGCAUUUGUGCGAUACAGUCGGAUUGGGAGUCAGUCAGGUAUUGGGCGCGGAGGACGUAUGAAUCUAGAUUGGCAGAAUUUGGCGGAGAUAGUCCGAAGCUGAGCGUUGAUGAGACGAUGACAGUCUUGUUGGACCCUAUGCAUUUCAGCUUGGCUGGCAAGGCGCCAUUCAGUGCGCCUUGUAAUCUGCGCGUUUGA